GGAGUAGUUUUUCAACACUGUCGUUAUAUCAUUGUUUUGUUUGUUCCUAAAAUGUUGCGACAAUUUCUGUUAACUACAGUUGGGCGUCGUGCGGCUUUACCUUCGAUCGCCCAAAACCGUUUUGCCAGUAACUUGGACAAAACUGAGUUUACAACUCCCGGUGAAAUUGUAGAUUACGAUGAUCCUCCGCAUUUGCCAGUUCCGGAAUAUCCUGUCCGCCCCGAUGAGCCCCUUGAAACUCGCAAGCAGCGCCUCUUGUAUCAAAGCCGAAAACGUGGGAUGCUGGAAAACGAUCUUUUGCUGAGCACUUUUGUGGCUAAACAUCUAAAGGAUUUCAAUGCUGAACAGACUGCCGAGUAUGAUCAGCUAAUUAAUGGAGUGAGUAACGAUUGGGAUAUCUUCUAUUGGGCAACCGAAACAAAGCCAACGCCCCCGACAUUCGAUAACGAGAUAAUGCGAAUGCUAAAGGAGCACGUUAAAAAUCAUGAGAAAGUCCAGAGGAUCAGGCAACCGGAUCUGUAGGUCUUGAACUCUAAAAAAAUGUUAACGCAGUAUAUAUUGAGAGCAUUUGGAAACCCUUAUAAACAAAAAAGGGUUUUAUAAUUUAUAAUGUUUAUAAACAUAAAACCGCUUUGACAAGCUAAUACUUUUUGACUAAUAUUUAAAGUAUACUUAAUUUUAAAAUUGGUAUCUGAAGUAUAUUGUGUGCUAUUUAUAAAGAAAGAGAAUCUGCUUUAAUGACCCUAGCUUUUGUACUAAAAAUAAAUGAUAAUAAAAUAAAAUAAUCUGCGAACCACCAA
This is a messenger RNA of Drosophila ficusphila, 800 nucleotides long. RefSeq names its product succinate dehydrogenase assembly factor 2-B, mitochondrial. Bases 52 to 522 code for a protein of 156 amino acids. NCBI's taxonomy places the organism in Eukaryota, Metazoa, Arthropoda, Insecta, Diptera, Drosophilidae. The transcript has 3 exons. The record is from RefSeq and is a predicted model, not a curated record. Gene Ontology annotation, cellular component: mitochondrion. Gene Ontology annotation, biological process: mitochondrial respiratory chain complex II assembly; protein-FAD linkage; tricarboxylic acid cycle.